This is a messenger RNA of Octopus sinensis (East Asian common octopus), 3041 nucleotides long. Its product is annotated as BRCA1-associated RING domain protein 1. Bases 1 to 1074 code for a protein of 357 amino acids. The transcript has 8 exons. Gene Ontology annotation, molecular function: protein binding. NCBI's taxonomy places the organism in Eukaryota, Metazoa, Mollusca, Cephalopoda, Octopoda, Octopodidae. The record is from RefSeq and is a predicted model, not a curated record.
AUGGGAAUUGAAAAUAAUCUGGCAAAAGUACAGAUCCUGCUGACUGAAGGAGCUAAUGUAAAUACAAAAGACCAUGCUGGAUGGACACCUUUGCAUGAAGCCUGCAAUCAUGGUUACGAGAAAAUUGCAAAGGUGCUACUUGACAAUGGUGCACUUAUCAAUACACCAGGAUCUGAGAAUGAUACUGCAUUGCAUGAUGCUGUGAGGAAUGGCAGAAUUGGUUGUGUUAAAUUGUUAGUGUCACAUGGAGCCUGUCAGACACUCAGGAAUGCUCAUGGAUUAAUGGCUAAAGAUUAUGCCUUCACUGAUGCCAUGAAAGAAGCCUUAACAACUGAUGUGUUGGUUACAUCAUCCACACCUGAGUUACAGUCAUCAGCUUAUACAGAUGGUGGACCUAUUUGUAUCCUGGCAACAGCCUUCUCCCGAGAUCUGAAGGUAGAACUGAGGAAGUUGGCAUCUGUGAUUAACGCAAAAAUUGUAGAUGAUGUCAGUCCUGAAGUUACUCACGUUGUGAUUGGUGUCAACAAAGAUGGCCUGUGUCCUCGAACUCUGAAGUAUUUGAAAGCUGUUCUUGCUGGAAAAUGGAUUGUUACCCUUGACUGGUUACGUACUUGUGUUGAAUAUGGUUAUCAAGUAUCUGAAGAACCUUUUGAAGUUGCAGGCUCUACCAGCAACCCAUUUUCUUUUGCCCCAUUUAAAGGUCGUAUGAAUAAAUUAAAACAACUGCCUCGAUUAUUUGAUGGAUGUCAAUUCUACUUUCAUGGAGCUUUCAACUCACCUGUACCAACCAAAGAAGAGCUGAUGGAUUUAGUUAAGCAAGGAGGUGGUCAUGUAUUGUCUCGAGAACCAAGACUUCAUACACUUGAUGAGCUUAAUUUGACUGUUCCUUAUCAUGCUGUUAACUGUGAUAACAACAUUAGCCAAUGUGGACUGUUUAUUGUAUAUGCUGAGAAAACUCAUGAUCUCACCUUUCACCAACACCCUAAACUAUGUACUGUCUCAGUGUCUUGCCUUAUGGAGAGUAUAGCAACCUUCUUUCUGUGUAAACUAUAUGGAAUUAUACCUCAGCUUUAAUGGACUCGUCAUCACAACUUUCUACUGUAUUGAGGUUAUACAUGAUGUUUGUCUUUUUCUGUUGAGCUGUUGAAGUUAUCUGCAACCAUUUUUUUAAUGAACAAAAUCUGUCUUCCAAUAUUUUGCAGCUAAACUGAAGGUACUCUACAAAAAAUGUUUUUUUACUGAACUGAGUUUACUUUCCAAUAUUUUCCUGAUCUUUUUCUAACAAACUGAGGUUAUCCCGCAAUAUUUUCCUACUGAACUGUGGCUUUCCUGUAAUAUAUUUUUAUUGAUCUGAAACUAUAAUAUAAUAUUUUUCUAUUAAAUAUAAUAUACUAUAAUAUCUUUCUAUUAAACAGAUGCCACCCACCCUUAUUUUUUUUUUAGCUGUUUAAAAUAUAUUUUUGUAUUUAUUGAAGUCAAGCGACAGAAACACAAGGUCCAUAUUCUUUGUUAAUUAUAGAUUGAAGGUUUAUAAGUGAUAACUGGAUGAAGAUUCUGUUAAAUUGUUCAAUGUUAUUUAUCUUGAUUACUAAACUUUUUUUUUUGAUCUGAAGGAGAGGGCAGGGCUCACAAUCCUUUUAGGUCCUCACAAGCUAAAAUGUAGGGAUAACAUUGUUAGGUAUGUAAUAAAACCAAAGGUAUUGCAUUAAGUGCUUUACAAUAAAUUGUUCCUCCCUCUAUCUUGUGAGUUCAAAUCCUACCAAGAUCAGUGUUUUGCCUUUCAUUAGUGGUAAAGUGAUAAAGUAACUAUCAGUGCUGUACUAUCAACAUAUCACUCCCAAUUAGUUGUGAUGUAAUAUUUUGAAUGAGACAAUUGAAGUUUGAAAUUGUCUGCAACUGUGCAAAGAUAGCUGAAAUUUGAACUAAUCCUUACAGUUGUGAAUUUUGUAAAAUUAUUUUACAAUAUUGUGAUAUUAUAUUUUUUGUUUUAAUAUAUACCUAUGUAUUAUGUUAUGUUUAUAGUAAUAUUUACUGUUUUUCAUACUAGAGAAUGUGUUGUUUUUUGUAUAUAUAUAUAAUAAUAUUGACCAUUUGUUUUAAUAUACUGGAGAACAUGUUAUGUGACUUUUUAUGCAGUAAUAUUAUUUGUGGUUUAAUAUAAUGUCUAUUAUCUUGAUUAUUUCCACAGUAAAUUACUGUAAUUCAAUAGUUCAGUUAAUGUGGCAUAUUUAAUGUAAUCAGCAUCACAUACUUAAUUAGAAAUUAUUAUAUGGUCAGGAAAAGGCAAUAUUUACUAUUAUAUCACAGCAAAAAUAGGAGGCAACUGUGAAAAUUAUUUACAUUUGACAGAUAUUUGUCCUCAUCUUGUUUGUUGUUGACAAAUAUAUCAAAUGUAAAUAAUGUACAUUAAUUCCUCAUCUCUUAAAUAUAGAAUUGAACUGUGGACAUGUUUUCACCUUAUUGGACCCCUUUCAACAAAGCAUAUGUUUCAUUAUAUUUUAACUUUAUUGACUUGUUUUUUAAAAUAUGUUUCCACUCAUAUUUGCGUUACUUUUAUACAGUGUUGUAUAUAGACUUAAUUACUUUCUCAUUUGACUCUGGCAGGGAAGGUAAAUUGCUUCACAGAGGAAGUCUAAUAAAACAUUAGUUGUCUCCCAUACUUACCACAAUAAUGAAAAUAGUGUCAUUAAGUUAAUGUUGCCUUUUCUUUGACACAUAAUUAUUUCUAAUGAGAUUUUUUUUUUGACGUUUUGAACAUUAAUUAUGUUAACAUUAACUUGACUAUUGUUUUUUUCAUGCAGAUGAUGUGUCUAAGUAGUUAUUCUUGUAAUUUAUUUCAUUAUAAUCCUGUUAAUUACGAAGGUGGAUCAGCCCAAUUGCCAGAGCAUUGUAUAAGAUUGACCCUAAUGCUCAACAUAACUCCUGCCAUUAAAUUCAUGGCUUUGUGUCUAUAUAAGAAAAUAUAAUUCAUUCAGCUCUCAGUUAAAAUGAUGACACCAGAAUAUUAAAAGCCCAUUGACUCCAGCUGGAUUUGAACUCAG